AUGAAGAUUCCUAGUCCCCACCCAGAACUACUGAAUCAGAGUUUUGGAAGUAAAAGCCUGGAAAUUUUUAUUUUUGGCAAGCACUCAAAGGCCUAUGAUCCUGCAGAUUAUGAGCAUUUGCCAGUUUCUGCCGAGAUUAAGGAACUCUUCCAGUAUAUCAGCCGGUAUACACCUCAGGUGAUUGACCUGGACCACAAACUGAAACCUUUUAUUCCUGAUUUUAUCCCAGCUGUUGGGGAUAUUGAUGCAUUCUUAAAGGUCCCACGUCCUGAUGGAAAGGCUGACAGCCUUGGCCUGUUGGUAUUGGACGAACCCUCUACCAAGCAGUCAGACCCUACAGUGCUUUCACUCUGGUUAACAGAGAAUUCCAAACAGCACAGCAUCACACAACAUAUGAAAGUAAAGAGCCUGGAAGAUGCAGAAAAGAAUCCAAAAGCCAUUGACACAUGGAUUGAGAGCAUCUCUGAGUUACAUCGUUCUAAGCCUCCUGCGACUGUGCACUAUACCAGGCCCAUGCCUGAUAUUGACACACUGAUGCAGGAAUGGUCCCCUGAGUUUGAAGAGGUUUUGGGCAAGAUGAGCCUGCCCACGGCAGAGAUUGAUUGCAGCCUGGCAGAGUAUAUUGACAUGAUCUGCGCCAUCCUAGACAUCCCUAUCUAUAAGAAUCAGAUUCAGUCCCUCUACCUGCUCUUUUCCCUCUACUUGUAAUUCAAGAACUCACAACAUUUUAAAGCUCUAGCUGAAAGCAAGAAAGCAUUCACCCCUCCAUCCAACUCCACCUCCCAAGCUGGAGAUGCAGAGACAUUAACCUUCAGCUGAGACACCCCCCAGGUCACUCUCUUUGAAGGCUGAGCUGGCCUCUCUACCCAGCUGAGAAGGAGAGAUGGUUAUCAGCCACCUGACAUCCUUGCCUUGACUCAGCGACAGUGCAUAUCCUAUCCUCUCUGCCAGAAAGUACUUCACAUGUUCAUUAAAUGGUUUCUGCUUGGCUCAUAUUUCCCUCCCAUGGGAAUGAUGCAUUCUACCCAAUGGAGAUUUGAGGUAGAAGAAUUGGAAUUUUUGGGAUCCCAGGAUGCUUGAGUUAGGAGGAAAGUUUAGAAGAUGGUCUUUUUGAGCUAGCAAUGGAAUUGUUUUCAUUCAUUCUUAAAGUUACUUGGCAAAGAUUUUAAAUAAAAUGCUCUUAUCUUUCAGGUUAUCCUGCUGUUCUAUAACAUGAAAGAGGAAAAAGCAGGCUGAGCAUAAGGCAGAGAGAAGGAACUUGGCCUAAGAAUAGAUCUUAAGUGAUUAGCAGUUUAAACAAAUCAACUUUUUGAAAUAAAAUCAAACACCAGUCCUCCAA
Messenger RNA from Pteropus alecto (black flying fox), 1339 nucleotides. RefSeq names its product intraflagellar transport 46 (gene IFT46). Gene Ontology annotation, cellular component: motile cilium; intraciliary transport particle B; centrosome. Gene Ontology annotation, biological process: intraciliary transport; cilium assembly. The transcript has 9 exons. Lineage: Eukaryota; Metazoa; Chordata; Mammalia; Chiroptera; Pteropodidae. The record is from RefSeq and is a predicted model, not a curated record.